AUGUGUGAGCAGCGUGGCACGAUUGACUUUGUGUACGCGCAUCCACGGCCGAGCUCUUUCUCUGGUCGGGAUAUGCACAAUUCAUGGACGUCAUAUAUCUUCGAGCGCACUCGGCAGCUCACCGCGAAGCGGGCAUAUCACCCCAGUGGAAAAUGCAAGGGCAACGGGAGGCAAGCCGUUGUUGCGGUGUCGAGCUCAGCGUCACCUGCUGACAGGAGCGUGCGCACUAUUUGGCAAAAUGAUGAGGGAUACGCACGUGUGGUUGUUGUGGGACUAAGGAGUUUGGGUUCGUUCAUGUAUUUGCCGCGCUGUGAAGAUGCUUCUCUUGGCGUUGCGACCCCGCUGUGCUUUGCCCAGCAAGGGCGUGGUGUUGCAGCGCUGGAAGGCGUUCGUGCGACGGCGCGCGCCAUCACAGGCGACCUCAUUAAAGUUGGGACGCAGCAUAGCCGCAGCGAGAAAGGCGGACGUUUGCUUUCGUUCAUGUAUUUGCCCCGCGUUGGAGAUACCUCUCCUGACGCUGCGAUGCCGCGGUGCUUUGCCCAGCAAGUACGGGAUUAG
Molecule: messenger RNA, 558 nt
Organism: Eimeria mitis
Lineage: Eukaryota; Apicomplexa; Conoidasida; Eucoccidiorida; Eimeriidae
Exons: 5
Coding region: 1-558 (185 amino acids)
Source: RefSeq, a predicted model, not a curated record